AUGGAGUACAAGCAGACGGAACACGAGGUGCCGCUUCUCCCGUGGAAACUGAGCCACAGCAACACAGCCACUUGCUGGCUGUGUAGUCCCUCAGUUUUUACUGAAAUGUGGUCCCCUCCAGACAAGCAAGAGGAAGUCAGAACGGAAUCGGAUGGAUAUUCUUUCUGUCUUCUUGCAGUCUACCACUUAAACCUGAAUAAUUCCUCCAGUGAAUUUGACAGGCAGAGCCAUCAUUCUGAGUAUACAAGCUCUGUGCCUCCUACUUCGAGAUUACAAGUAGGUGAUGGAAGCAUGACAAUGAGAGAGGUUCAUGGCAAUCCACAAGUAAACAACGCCUUUUAUGCAAUGGCACCCAAUGAGAAUGGAAAGGACAAAGUCUCUGUUGCUAUGUGUAAAGAUAAAAAAUGUCAAAAGAAAAAAAAGAAAUUUGUAGAUGAUGGAGCCAAGGGGAACUGGUUCAAGGUCACAAUUCCAUGUGGGAGAAAAUAUGACAAGUCAUGUCUAUUAAAAUCAAUCCAGAGCCUUUGCACUGUGCCCUUCACCCCAGUCGAUUUCCACUAUGAGAAAAAUCAGGCCCGGUUCUUUGUCCAGGAUGCUAUUACUGCCUCUGCAUUGAAGGCUGUCAACUUGAGGAUUUUGGAUGAGGAAAGCCAAAGGGUAUCUAUCUUUGUCAGUCCUUCUAUUGUACCCUACUCUGUGCAAAAUAAUUUUACUCCAGAACAGAUGGAGACAUUAAAGGUGGUGAUGGGGAAGCGAUACAGUACCUUCCAGAAAUAUCUGGACCUCCAAAAAUUCCGCUUUGACCCAGACUUAAUGUUCCAUGAUAUUGACAUGUUUCUGAAUAGAAGAAGCUGUAUGGCUGCCACAGUGAAGACUAUCCUACAGAAUUUCUCUGAGUUGUCGUACUUGAACUUGGGCAACAACAAGCUGUACCACCUGGAUGGCCUGUGUGACAUGAUAGAGAAGGUCCCUCAGCUCAAGAAACUAAACCUCUCCAAAAAUAAACUGAUGUCGUUAUCAGAGUUGGAGAAGGUAAAAGGGAUGAAGCUGGAAGAUCUGUGGCUAGAAGGAAACCCCUUGUGCAGCAUCUUCUCAGAUGAAUCUGACUAUGUAAGCUGUGCUCAUAAGACUCCUUUUCUUCAGAUCUGCACCCUCGUUUAUUAUCUUGCCUUGAGUAUUUCCCACGACUGUAUAUUCAGCCUCUUCCAUCAUGUUCUUCCAUAUGUGAAACCUAGGGAGGUUCCAUUUUCCAUGUACAGCUCAGACUGGGAUCAUUCUGAAGACAUUUGUUCAGCCCACGUCCAGGAUGGCAAGGAAUUGUUAGCACCAGUUGCGAUGCACACUGAAGCUCCCCAACCAGUGCAACCCAUCAUGGAAAAGUAUGCAGUCUUUAAUUCCAUAAGGAAUCUAGUCCUGCAAUUCCUACAGGAAUAUUACAUGAUCUAUGACAGUAGAGAUCGACAUGGUCUCCUCGGUGUUUACCAUGAUGAAGCCUGCUUCUCUCUGGUCAUUCCCAUCAAUGCCAGCGAACCAGCUCCUAGAAACUUGGACGAAUACUUCAAGUUUAGCAGGGAUAUGAAGAAGCUCAUGCACCCCCAUAUGCAAAGACAGCUGGUGAAGCACAGGAAACAUGACAUUGUGGAAUGCCUUCGUAUGUUGCCCAAAACUCAACAUGCUUACAACAGCCUCUGGGUGGACAUACGUUUGCAGACAGAAACCAUGUUGUGCUUUACUGUCAAUGGAAUGUUCAUGGAAGUGGAAGGAAAGUUUCCAGGAUGUGUUCGUGCCUUUACCAGGACCUUCAUCACUACCCAUAGCAAGAAUUCAAGUGUAUGCAUCAUGAAUGACGAGCUGAUUGUGAGGAAUGCCAACCUUAAAGAGAUCCAGAGUGCUUUCCCCACUCCAUUACCUAUAGUCAUCAUUCCUUCCGUGCCUACUCUGUCUGAAGAGCAGCAGAAAAUGGUCGAUAUUUUCUCUAUACAGACUGGGUUGGAACCUGUUAAUUCUCAGAAGUGCCUUGCAGACAACAACUGGAACUACUUCAAAGCUGCUGAGGUUUUCACUGUGCUCCAGGAACCUUUCAACCCUUCUUUGAGGUUCUGUGCAAGAAAUAUCACACUAAUUAGCACCUGCAAGGGGCAGGAGAGUCAGCCUGCCUUUCCAGAAGGCACAUCCUUCCCAGAGCUGAAAUAA
Messenger RNA from Jaculus jaculus (lesser Egyptian jerboa), 2193 nucleotides. Its product is annotated as nuclear RNA export factor 2-like. Bases 1 to 2193 code for a protein of 730 amino acids. The record is from RefSeq and is a predicted model, not a curated record. Gene Ontology annotation, cellular component: nucleus; cytoplasm. Gene Ontology annotation, biological process: poly(A)+ mRNA export from nucleus. NCBI's taxonomy places the organism in Eukaryota, Metazoa, Chordata, Mammalia, Rodentia, Dipodidae. Gene Ontology annotation, molecular function: RNA binding; protein binding. The transcript is spliced from 21 exons.